Anoplopoma fimbria (sablefish) is the source of this 3010-nucleotide messenger RNA. It is a transcript of the gene mon1a, whose product is annotated as MON1 secretory trafficking family member A. The transcript has 6 exons. The record is from RefSeq and is a predicted model, not a curated record. Lineage: Eukaryota; Metazoa; Chordata; Actinopteri; Perciformes; Anoplopomatidae. Bases 247 to 1806 code for a protein of 519 amino acids. Gene Ontology annotation, biological process: protein targeting to vacuole; vesicle-mediated transport.
CAGCACUUCUCUGGACGAUGACUUCAUAUCCCACAAUUCCUACUUCCGUAACCUGACGUCCACUGUUAGCGGGGCUUGAUGGCGAGCUAAAGAGGUACCGCUGCUCCUCUCUGCUCCUCCUCGCUGCUCCUCCCUGCUCGAUAGCGAGCGAAAGUGGCAGUUUGACAAGCGAGCGGUGGAGCACGACGAUCAAAUGCAGACAGCUCCGGAAAUGAAAGGUGUGUGUCCCUGCCGUAAGUAGCAGUGAUGGAUGGAGAAGCCCAAAGGGCCGCUGCCUCAUGGGAGAAUGGUACCCUCCUGGCUCCCGUGGACCGCCUUCGCUCCGAGAGGGCGGAAAGCCCCACACCAGGUCUGGUGGAGGGAACUGAACCAGGUGCCGGUCAGAAGAGUGCCAUGUUCGUCCAUGCACAGUCUUUCGAGGACUUGACAGCGGAGGAAGGGGAUCUGAAGGAGGCCGAACCGGACAAGUCUGGAGAGUGUGCAGAGGACAUCGAGGUGCUGGUGGGAGAGAAAAGCAUAGAGGAGCAUCACAAAGACGACAUCACAUCAGAGAGUAGGCCUAAGGAGGAGGACGUGUCCAGUGAGGCAUGGAGGAGCCACAGGAAACACGUUUUUGUGCUGAGCGAGGCCGGAAAGCCAAUCUACACCCGCUACGGCACGGAGGAGGCCCUGUCCAGCACCAUGGGGGUGAUGAUGGCCCUUGUGUCCGUCCUCGAGGCCGAGAAGAACAUCAUUCGUUCCAUACAUGCAGAUGGCUGUAAAGUGGUUUUCCUAACCAAGAGUCCUCUGGUCCUGGUGGGCGUGUCUCGGACCUCUCAAACUGACAAGGAGCUGCUGCGGGAGCUGCAGUACAUCUACUACCAGAUCGUCAGCCUCCUGACCCUCACCCAGCUCAACCACAUCUUCCAGCGCAAGCAGAACUACGACCUGCGUCGCCUGCUGGCCGGCUCCGAGUACCUCACCGACAACCUGCUGCAUCGACUAGACCGAGACCCCGGGCUGCUGCUCAGCGCCGUCACCUGCCUGCCUCUGGCCAGCUCCGCCAGGGACAUGGUGUCGUCAGGCCUGCAGGCCGCCAAAUCCGAGAGCCUGGUGUUCUCCAUCCUGCUGGCGGGCGACCGCCUGGUCACUCUGGUGAGGAAAAAGGACCAGUUCCUGCACCACAUAGACUUGCACCUGGUCUUCAACCUCGUCGGUUCCUCCUCGUCCUUCCGAGAGGGCGAAGGUUGGACGCCGAUCUGUCUGCCAAAGUUCAACACCGCAGGAUUUUUCCACGCUCACAUCUCUUACCUGGAGCCCGCUUCCCAGCUCUGCCUCAUCCUGGUAUCGACUGACCGAGAGGACUUUUUUAACAUGUCCAACUGCAAGCAACGGUUCAUGGAGAGGCUGAGCAAGCGCAGCGCCUACCAGGCCCUGAAAGAAGCCCUUAAAUGUCCCAGCUAUUCUGUGGCGCAGGUCGGCAUCCCGGAGCUCAGGCACUUCCUGUACAAAUCAAAGAGCUCAGGGCUGUACACCAGUCCAGAGUUCCCUGAAAUGUACCAGUCUGAUGAAGAGCAGGAAAGGCUGAUGGGACUGUACCAGGACCUCCACAGCAGCUUGCAUCAUCCAACCAGACCCCUCCGCUCCUUCUACCGCUGUAGUGAAACUGAAAACCUGCUGGCAUGGGUGACAAGUGGCUUCGAGCUCUACCUCUGCUUCAGUCCGCUGGGGACCAAGGCCUUGGCCGUGUCUGCUGUCACCAAACUGCUGAAGUGGAUCAGGAAGGAGGAGGAUCGCCUCUUCAUCCUGAGUCCUCUCACAUACUGAGCCCGACCUGCUGAAACAAAGAGCAUCACCCUGAAUGCUGAGGGGCCUGGUGCCGACGACUGCUGCAGAUGAUACAGUAGUUCAGUAUUUGCUUAAUGAUUGUCACAGCUUUUUAUUUUCUUGCUUUGGAUUCCUCUGAUCUAAAUCACAGAUUUGUGAUUAAGUAGGUUAUGCAAUGAAGGCAAGUUAAAGCUGUUUUUAUCUGGCUCGCUUUUUAUAACUUCAAAUUUGAACAACAACAUAUGAAGCAGCAUCAGCAGCAUCGAUGAUGACACAAUACCAACAUGAACGGUGGUGUUUAUAUGCUUCUGAAGUUGUUUCGUAAAUAUCCGUUUUGCUGAAACAGACCUGUUCUGCCUCUAAGCCUAUGAAAGAUGCUGUCGUUGUUUUAUAAAUGCUUUCUCCUCAGUUCUUAAAAAUCAGGAAUAAAGCUUGAAUUCCAAAACUGGAAUUUUUCUGAGAACCUGCAGUAGAAUGUAUUCACUUGUUCUUCACAUGUUAUAACACAUGCUGUUAAAAUAUGAGUUCACCACAUUCCUGUUGUGUUUUAUCCUUACAUGAUGACCAAUAACUGUAAUUGUCAUUUGACCUCUAUGCACUUUCUUUAUGCAAAAGGCACUCCUAAGACAAAGUCUGUAACCUGAUUACUGCUGUCAUUUAUUUGUGUUUAUGUAAAGGAAUCUUCAUUUCACUUGCUUGAUCUUCCAGUGUCAAUCGGAAUUUCCCUUAAUUUAUCAUAAUAUUUGUAUUAAUUAAGAAAAGUAUUGUAUGAAAUUGUAUCUGCUCCUAUGUUAUCACAAAGGUUCACUGUAUUUCAAGGGAUCCUGCUUUGCUUAAAGAAAACAUCCCCACAUCUGCCACCUCUAAUCAUGCCUUAAUUAAUGGUAAAUGUUCAAAACCAAAAUAGGGUUGUGACAGAACAGAUUUAUGACUGCUUUACGACCCAAGGAUUAUUAGAUAUAAAUAAAUCACUGGUAAUAAAACAUAUGUGUCUUGCAUGACUCUGACUUUACUGUUUUCUUUCUUUUAAUAGUAGGCAUAUUAGUAAGUGAUGGAGGAAGUACUUAUAUCUGUUACUUAAGUAAAAAUGACAAAAUCGCUAUGCAAAAAAAACCUGUAACUGAAGUAAAGGUACAAAAGUAUUAACAGCAAAGUAGGGCGGAAUGGUCACUUUCAGUGUUUUAUUAUUAUAUUAUUGGAAUAA